AUGGCCCCAGGCACAAUCUCGCCGGACGGCACCGGGAGUGGCGGCGCAGCCGGUGGUGGCGUCCUCAGAGAGGACACCCGAGCGACGGAUCCUGGACACAGCCCUGGUGCCGGCCAUGCCGCCACCAACAAUGGGGUUGGGAGGAAGUUGCUUGGUGUUGUGUAA
Molecule: messenger RNA, 165 nt
Organism: Miscanthus lutarioriparius
Lineage: Eukaryota; Viridiplantae; Streptophyta; Magnoliopsida; Poales; Poaceae
Source: the annotation of a GenBank genome assembly